CGUGCCCAGCCGGGCGCUUCCCUGCGGGGGGCGCCUGGAGCGGCCGUCGGGGGCCGGCCCGUGGGCAGGGCAGCCCCGCGGAGCCCGCACUCCUCCGCACACAGAGGAAGGAGGCGGGGAAGGAGCCGCGGUGCCCCCUGGAGCGCACAGAGCCCCGGCGCCGGUGCCCGGGGCGGGGAGAGGGAGCUGAGCGGGCGGGGGCCCCGGCUGCGUCAGAAGUGUGCAAACACCGCCUCGUGCCCGCCGCUAUUUAAGGGGCCGAGGCUGAGUCUCCCCCGACUUCCCUGCUUGGGCACACUCGGCACUUACUGCUCCCAACUCGAGCGGGACCUUGGAAAAGCGCAGCGGAAAGCAAUGUCCAGCGGGCUGUGCAUCUGCGUGUUCCUCGCCGUGCUCUCGGUGAGCUCGCUGGGACAGCACGCCCUGGGCUCGCACGGUGGGAAUGCCGCGCCUGCCGAGCUGGAGCAGAGCCUGGCGGAGCAGCAGCGGCGCUCCCGCGCUCCGGCCGCCGGGCCCCUGAAACCCCUGCAGCGCCUGGAGGUCAGCGCGGAGCAGCGAGCCAACAUCGGCGCCCUGCUGGCCAAGUACCUCCAGCAAGCCAGAAAAGGUUCCACUGGAAGAUUCUCAGUGAUGGGAAACAGGGUACAGAGCAUUGAUCCCACUCACAGGAUAAAUGACAGAGACUACAUGGGCUGGAUGGAUUUUGGACGCCGCAGUGCUGAAGAAUACGAGUAUUCUUCCUGAAGAACACCAAACUAUAGCAAUGAGGAAAAAAAAAAAAUCACACUCCCAUAGCUGUACAAAAAAAAGAUAAAUCAAUUUGUUGUCCUCUUCAAAUCAGUGUUUUAAAGUAUUUAAAAUCAUGUAUUUGACAUGUUUGUCUGUAAGACUAUACAAUGCAAUAUAUACAUAUGCAGAAUUUUCCAGAAAACAUUUUCUCUCUUUUGUGGUUUCUCAUACAUUGAUACUAUAUUAAAAUGAUUUCACUUAUCCCUCCUUGUCCUGUCACUGCAUGUUGCUGGGUGUCUUACUAUAAAAGAGAGAUAGCAUAAUGCCUUUAUUUGGCACUGUAAAUAUAUUCCAUGGGUUGAAUAGUCAGAUUAUAUAUUUUUCAGAGAAAUCUUGUGUCAAUCCCAAAAGCUUUGAACUCCAGGGAACUUGUCUAAAUAUAAAUACAGCAGCACAAUACUGCCAGAAAAGACCAGCUAUUUUCAUGGUGACCCUGUUUGCAAAGGACUGAGUUUUACACUGAGCCCACAUCUUUCCAGUGAACAGACAACAGUGCUAAAACAGUGAAAAAGAGGGAUGACACCAACAUGCUUCAUCAUCCUGGCUUAUUUGUUUUAUGUUGUGAAUUCAAUGUGAAAAUUCUGCUGAUGGCUGCAAAUCACAGAAUAAACAGAGCAUUCCCUGC
Molecule: messenger RNA, 1414 nt
Organism: Zonotrichia leucophrys gambelii
Lineage: Eukaryota; Metazoa; Chordata; Aves; Passeriformes; Passerellidae
Gene: CCK
Product: cholecystokinin
Exons: 3
Coding region: 355-744 (129 amino acids)
Biological process (GO): digestion
Cellular component (GO): axon; extracellular region
Molecular function (GO): neuropeptide hormone activity
Source: RefSeq, a predicted model, not a curated record